AUCAGUUAUCCUUAGUUCUUGCCCCCACUUUGACUAGAUUCCUCUGCCCUUCCUACCUACCUUGUCAGUGUAUUUAAUGCCCUGAUUUCCGAUAAACAUCUCUCCAUUACAUAUGACUUUCCAUUUUACACGUGCUUCCCCCACAUGCGCUUGGUAGAUGUCUCUUUUCUUGUGCCCGCGUCAUAGAGGAUUGUUGGGUGCUUCACCCUGCUCCGUCCUUGGUAGGUUUUCAUCCGAGAUCAUGCCACGUAUGCUUGAAAGUUAUUUGCUACUACAUUUAUGCCCCUUAUUCCGUUCGUGUGCUCAGCACGAUGGGAAGAAACUGCUUCGUCUUCCACGAUUCUUAGCAUGUCGUGUAUUCCGCUCAUCUGUCUCCCAUUGUCUCCCCCUUUAUGACCCGUUACCUCCUCCGCCGAUUGUAACUGCCUGAGUUAUAAAUGCGAGUGAUAAACCCUUGGGUUUUUAUUCUUUCGUUUUAUCCUUCUCUCUUCACUUAAGAACCAACAUUCUCUGCAACUCCGCCUCUGCAAAUCUCUUUCCUUCUCUGUUAUUCUUUCAAUCUUCUUGUCCUCUAUCAUUACUUUAGUUCUUUCGCUGAUUUUGUUGUGUUGUUGCUACCGACCUUGUCCUUUGCCGUCUUCAUCACCCUCAACGUUAUCAAUUUUCGAUUCUCACUAUUUUUAAUGGCCUCUUCAUCUCCUUCUAUGACAGAAAAAAGGGUUGAGAAGAGAUCCCAGAAGAACCUUACCGAUGCUCAAUUUAUAAUCAAUUGAAGGAUGAUUACAACCUUCACAACUAUGAUAUUCAGCUUGUGUCGGGUCAGAAAGACUUAUUGAAGAAGGAGAAUGUUGGAGAAUUUUCUCAUUCUCCCGAGGCGACUUUCAUCACUAAGGGCCAGCUCGAACUCGGGUUGCGUCUUCCAUUAUACGACCCGAACCGACCCUUUUCCUAUGAGGUUCUGUCUCAGCUUCACCCUUUUCGGGCCUUGGCUCAAUGAAAUGGAAACACAUUUCGUCUUAUGGUCGAGUGGAAAAGACGGGGAAGGGGUGAGUACUCCAAGACCCCUUGGUCGACAUAUGAUCCUUCUCACGCAAUCAAAUAUACUUAUGCCAGCUUCCCAGGAAAUUAUCGGAGUGAAACUGCCUCUCUUGGUGAUCUCGAUGGUUUUGCUGCAAGUUCUUAUCGUAAUAAGGUUCCCACCAAUAACUUUGAAAAGUUGAUGUUGUAUGAAGAUCCCGAGGGUGGUCACAAUACCAACAAGCAUGCUCGUCACACCAACGACUCUGUUUGGGGUCGAGUCCCUCUUGCCGACCGUGGUUCCAUCUUAAGCGGCAAGUUUCCUCCUCCCGAUUUCCUUGCUGAGCCCUAUCAGUUCUGGAUAGUUAAUGCCGAUCAGGUAUCAAUGUCUUUAUUGGGUCUUCUUUCCUCGGGUCUUCGUCUUCGGGUAACAACAAUUUUCAGAGGUCUUUGUUUUUGCAUCCCAAGACUCAGAGUACUCAGCCUAAGACUCAAAAUACACGAAAGAGAAGUUCUGGCAUUAGGACUGAGGAAGAUGAGUGAAGAAUUCCAAGACUGGGGACGAUGAUGUGGAAGGUUGUAUUGGGAAAGCUGGUGAGGAUUUAGACGAUCGUCUUCCGUUAUCGCGAUUAAUACCAAAAAUGUUGGUCAAGAAGAAGAAUUAUGACGUCUCGUCUGCCGUUGUAGGUGAUCAUUCCGAGGGUAGUGGCAAAGGAUCUAAGGGUUAUAAGACUGCCCCAGGGAAAAAUGUGCCUCCGUCGUCUAAGACGGCUUCCUCUGGCAAAGGAACUGUCCUUCCUCAUACUAAUGUGGUUGUAGUGAUGUCGGAUGAUGAUAGUGAAAACGAUGAAUUCUUUGGUUCAGACGUUGAGGUUGAAGGGUUGGGUGGAGGGGAGGAAUGGAAAGAACCCGAGAUCCCUGCUCCUAAAGAAAACAUUCAUACUUCCUACCGAGAUGAGGUAGUGGAGAAUGUGGAGAGGAAUGCCCCUAACAAAGAUAUGUUAAAGGUCGUGCCCCUGUAUGGUCCUUCCAUGAGGGAUUCCAUCAACAUUAUGGCCGAGAAUCAGAGGCUUAUCGGGGCAGCAAUUCGUCAGAAGGAGUAUGAGGAGAUGUCGCGUCACAUGACCCAGCUGCAAGGGGAGCAAGAGAGUGCUCGGGAGCUUGAGAGGCAGCUAAAUGAAGCUAAAGUUAUGUUAUCCUAUUCUUUCGUUCUUUGAUUGAUACGAUAGUGCCAAUAUCCUGAGUUUAGUGUUGUCUUAUAGCCGAAAUAUCUAUCUUAGAAAAGGACUCCCCCUCCGAAUAUCGUCGUUUGUCUAUGAAAUUGAAUGCCGAAGAAGGCCAUGUUGCUACGUUUCAACAUAAAAUUUACAACAAGGAUGGUAAAAUAGACCGCCAAUCUAUUGAGAUCGAUGGGCUCCGAGCCGAGUUAUUGCGGUAUCAGAGGUUUGAGUAUGUACCCGAGGAAAUAGACAAUCUCCGAGCCAAGUUGUCCAGACUUCAGAGGGUUGCUGCUGAUAGACUAGUGCUAGCCGAAAAUUUAGAGGGUCAGUGAAAUUAUCUUCAUUUGCAGAAUAGGGACCUUCACUCCGAUCGUCGACGUCUCUCCCAAUUAAAAGAUGAGGCUGAGACUACUGUCCAACAACUAGGGGAUAGGGUUCGUGCAUUUGAUCAGACAAGUCGAGACUUAGAGUGGACUCAGCUCUAGUUGUUGGGUCUUCAAGCUGCUCACCAUCGUCAGCAAGCUUCAUGUAGUGAGCAUAAGAAACAUUUCCCCACCAAUGAAUUCAAUGAGAAGCAGUAUAACGAGCUGGUAUUGAAAAUGAGUGAACUUGAGAUCAAUCUUUCUAAGUCUGAAGAAACUCUGAAAUUAGUUUUACCCACACUUUCAGGUCUUUAUGCAUGUUUUAUGCUUUUUUGUUACUUCGUUUUACUAUUUGCGCGGGUGAUAACAUGCGAUUCUUUUGUUUCGUGCAGCUGAGCAAGGGAAAGUUCGGACUCUGGAGAAUCAUGUUGUCCAGCUGCAGCAGAAUGAGACUCUUCUGAAUACCAAGUUGAAGGAGGAUGCCACUGAGCUCGAGGACGAAAAAAGAGGCAUGAGAGCGAGCUUGCCGAAAAGUUCAAGUAGGGUGUGAAGGAGUUCAUAAAUAUGAGGAAGGCCAAGAUUGCCGAGAAGGGUACGAGGUCGAGCUCGGGUGCUCCCAAAUAAUAGUUUGUGCCUUUUGUAGUGCUGCGUCAAUAUUAUGCCCUUUUUUCUCGGACUGUAACUUCUGUUUUAUUUGAAAACCUUUAAAUUUGGAUGAUUUAUUUUAUAGGGUGUUGCGUCACCAAUUGGUUC
Molecule: messenger RNA, 3352 nt
Organism: Papaver somniferum (opium poppy)
Lineage: Eukaryota; Viridiplantae; Streptophyta; Magnoliopsida; Ranunculales; Papaveraceae
Exons: 5
Coding region: 1659-2234 (191 amino acids)
Source: RefSeq, a predicted model, not a curated record